AUGGCGGUAAAAGCAAAAGAGAUGUUUAUUUAUCUCUUUUUAGAAAAGAUACGACAACUGAUGAUAGAAAUAGACAUCCAGGUAACUUCACUGGAAGCAGAGGUCCCACCUGAGUCAGUGAGAGAAAAAACAGGCAUGCCAAAGGUGAUAAGCACUGAUGUUCCUUUAAAUAGACAGAAUAUGAUCUCAGCUGUACUAAAAGGAAAUGUUGCUGAAGUGAACUGUAACCUCAACUGUUAUGUGACAUCUUUACUUUCCACCCAAAAGGGAGAUGAUGAUUAUGAAGAUUACACUUCAAAUAAGACUUGGGUUUUGACUCCCAAAGUCCAUGAAAGUGACGUCACUCUUAUUUUAAAUGGCUUGCUGGAAGGAUAUGACAACAAGUUGAGACCUGACAUAGGAGUUAAACCGACAGUAAUUCACACUGACAUGUAUGUAAAUAGCAUCGGGCCUGUGAAUGCUAUCAAUAUGGAAUAUACAAUUGAUAUAUUUUUCGCCCAAACGUGGUAUGACAGACGUCUGAAGUUCAACAGCACUAUCAAAGUGCUCAGAUUAAACAGCAACAUGGUUGGGAAGAUCUGGAUACCAGAUACAUUUUUCCGAAAUUCCAAGAAAGCAGAUGCUCAUUGGAUAACAACUCCUAAUAGGAUGCUCAGGAUCUGGAAUGACGGCAGAGUGUUGUACACAUUGAGGCUGACUAUUGAUGCCGAGUGUCAGCUACAGUUACACAACUUCCCAAUGGAUGUCCAUUCCUGUCCCCUGGAAUUCUCAAGCUAUGGCUACCCAAGAGAAGAGAUCAUUUACCAAUGGAAGCGCAGCUCAGUGGAGGUGGGGGACACCAGGUCCUGGAGGCUUUACCAGUUCUCCUUUACAGGAUUAAGAAAUACAACUGAGGUGGUGAAGACUACUUCAGGAGACUAUGUAGUCAUGUCUGUUUACUUCAACCUGAGCAGGAGAAUGGGUUAUUUCACUAUUCAGACCUACAUUCCCUGCACACUUAUUGUUGUGUUGUCCUGGGUCUCUUUCUGGAUUAAUAAGGAUGCAGUUCCAGCCAGAACAUCACUGGGUAUUACAACUGUCCUGACAAUGACCACCCUAAGUACAAUUGCUCGUAAAUCUCUUCCCAAAGUCUCCUAUGUGACAGCAAUGGAUCUUUUUGUGUCAGUCUGCUUUAUUUUUGUUUUCUCUGCACUGGUGGAAUAUGGAACUUUGCACUACUUUGUGAGCAACAGAAAGCCAAGCAAGGAUAAAGACAAAAAGAAGAAGAAUCCACUUCUUCGGAUGUUUUCCUUCAAGGCACCUACAAUUGACAUCCGGCCACGAUCAGCUACUAUUCAAAUGAACAAUGCUACACACCUCCAAGAAAGGGAUGAAGAAUAUGGGUAUGAGUGUCUUGAUGGCAAGGACUGUGCCAGUUUUUUUUGCUGCUUUGAGGAUUGUCGAACGGGAGCAUGGAGACAUGGAAGAAUACAUAUCCGCAUUGCCAAAAUGGACUCCUAUGCCCGCAUCUUCUUCCCAACUGCCUUCUGUUUGUUUAACCUGGUGUAUUGGGUAUCGUAUCUUUACCUUUAAAAGCAGAGGGAAAUCAGUGAUAUGAGCCUUACUCACUGAAUUUCUUAGAGAUAUGGUUUCCUACGUCCACUUGAAGUAUUUACGAUGCGCUUUAUAGUGGUCUGAAUUCUUUAGUGCCAUAACCCAGUAAACAUCAAUCAUAUCAUUCGUCCAAAAAUUGCCAUAAGGUUAUAGUGAAUUAAAUGUCUGUUCAACAUGCCGAAAUAAUUUGAAAUAAAAAUCAUAAAACAGGUAAUACACAGCUAUACCUGCUGGAAUAGAGAGAAACAGAGCAGACAGGGCAAGAGGAGCACGGCAACAUCACUUAAUAGUUGGUACUGCUAUUUCAAACAGGAGAGAGAGAGAGAAGGAUUCCCAAGUAAAGUGCUGUACAGUUUGUUAACAUUGGCUAUAAUUAUGCUAUAGCUUUAUUCUCUGUGGGCUUUUCUUUUUGGAAGAGUCAUCUCUCACUUUGAAU
This is a messenger RNA of Tauraco erythrolophus (red-crested turaco), 2029 nucleotides long. The record is from RefSeq and is a predicted model, not a curated record. NCBI's taxonomy places the organism in Eukaryota, Metazoa, Chordata, Aves, Musophagiformes, Musophagidae.